Anthonomus grandis grandis is the source of this 1339-nucleotide messenger RNA. RefSeq names its product eukaryotic translation initiation factor 3 subunit M (gene eIF3m). The record is from RefSeq and is a predicted model, not a curated record. Lineage: Eukaryota; Metazoa; Arthropoda; Insecta; Coleoptera; Curculionidae. Gene Ontology annotation, biological process: cytoplasmic translational initiation. Bases 124 to 1299 code for a protein of 391 amino acids. The transcript has 6 exons. Gene Ontology annotation, cellular component: eukaryotic translation initiation factor 3 complex; cytoplasm. Gene Ontology annotation, molecular function: translation initiation factor activity.
AGAUUAUUAUUGUAGUUACACGUCAUCCUGUCAUGUCACGUUAUUGAUUUUCCUUCUGUCUGAGUCAAAUUAGACCUUUUUAGGGCUUUUUUAACACGUUCGUCUUGAUAAGAAGCUUCUAAUAUGCAAGUUCCACCGGUUUUCAUUGAUAUCCCCCUAGAGGAUCAGACCCAAGAAUUGAGGGGCUACCUAAAAAGCUUGGGCGCCGAAAUAUCCGAGGAACGAUCCGAGAAAGGUAUCGAGGACGAUUUACAUAAAAUUAUUGGGGUGUGUGAGACAUGUUUUAAAGAGGGCAACGAGGCCGAAGUGGAGCUCGUAUUAAACGAUAUCGUUUCUAUGAUGGUCCUGGUGUCCCCGGACAGGGCCGAAAACAUAAUUCUGGCCUUUUGCGAAAAACUCACCAAAGCCCAGGGUCAGAAACUGGGCGAGGUGUGCCUCAGAGCAUUAUGGCUACUGUAUCAGUCGCUCGACGAAAGAUCACCGAUGAGAUACCCGGUCUAUUAUCACUUGCUGCAAAUCGCCAAACAAACGGACCAAAUCAAGACGAUUUUCCAAGAUAUCGGUCAAUUGAAGCAGCAGUUUGGCCAGUGUCCGCUAUCCAACGAAGAGCUUCAAAAGCUCUAUAGGCUCUUACACGAGGUUCUAUUAAAAAGCAAUCAGAGCGAACAGGCGGCCAAAGUAAUGGUGGAACUUUUGGGCACCUACACCGACAAAACGGCCUCGCACGCGCGCGACGACGCCAUCAGGUGCAUCACGACCGCCAUUGCGGACCCCAAAACGUUCCUCCUGGACCCCCUUUUGUCCCUAAAACCCGUCCACAUCCUCAAGGGUCAACUGAUCCACGAUCUGUUGAACAUUUUCGUUUCCGAAAACCUGGGGGCGUAUUUAAAGUUUUUUAAAGAGCACAAGGAGUUCGUGACCAAUCAGGGCCUGAAUCACGAACAAAACAUGAGGAAAAUGAGACUGUUGAGCUUUAUGCAGUUGGCCGAGGCCACUCCGGAGAUCUCCUUCGAUGCCAUCGAGCAGGAAUUGCAAUUGACUGGGGAUGAAGUGGAGGCCUUUAUUAUCGAAGUCCUAAAGACCAAACUGGUGACGGCACGUAUGGACCAGGCGGCUAAAAAAGUCUUCGUGUCGAGCACGAUGCAUCGCACCUUCGGCAGGUCGCAGUGGCAACAGUUGAGGGAUCUGUUGCACUCGUGGAAGAACAAUUUGUCGGUGGUACAGGACGGAAUGAAGACCGUCAACGCCGCCCAAAUUGAAAUGAUGCAACAACAACAACAACAAGCUCAAGCUGUUUAAAAUAAUUUAUAACGGAAAUAUAAAUGAUGAUUUUUUUUUU